This is a messenger RNA of Durusdinium trenchii, 1116 nucleotides long. The record is from the annotation of a GenBank genome assembly. Lineage: Eukaryota; Dinophyceae; Suessiales; Symbiodiniaceae.
AUGAGCGAGAAGUUAGAACCAGACCCUCCAAUGAAGGCCUUUGUGAAAGGACCGCUUGACGGCUACAUGGGCAUCGUCGUCCUCGUAAAUUUGAUUUUCAUGAUUCUGGAGACGCAAUGGACUGCCGCAAAUGCGGACAGUAUGCUCAAUGUUGGACCACCGCCAGAAUGGGGCAUUGGUGAAACAUUCUUCCAGGUUGCUGAAUACGUUUUCUUUUCUACUUAUGCCAUUGAUGUGCUCGUUCGGAUUAUCAUAUUGCGAUCUGAAUGGUACUAUGACAAGAGGGAAGGCAUAAUGUUUCUGAAUGUUUUUGAUGCAUGCGUCGUAGCUGUGAACGCGGUUGAGCUGCUGCUUCUACCGCUGCUAGUGCUUGGAAGCGACCCGGAUCAAGUGAACAGCAUUCGGGUCAUCAAGCUUUUUCGCAUUGCGCGUACUUUGCGUAUUGUGAAGACAGGUGUAGUGAUGGACCCAGGCACCGAAGAGAGCACUCGUAUCGAAGUCAACCGCUUGUAUGGUAGCUUUCUAAAAGCUCUGUACACGAUGUUUGAGAUAACGCACAGUGGCAGUUGGCCAGCUGUUGUGAGACCUAUCGUGGAACAGGUUGAUGCAUGGUAUGCCGUCCUUUUUCUCGCAUACAUCACACUGGUGGUGUUUGCAGUUAUUAGAAUAGUGACGGCUCUUUUCUUGAAGGAGACACUAGCAAGUGCAGCAAAUGACGCCGACAUGGUGAUGGAAGACAAUCGACGCUCUGCAGUCGAAGCAAACAUGAAGUUGCAAGAACUUUUUCAUGCAGCUGAUGAUGACGGAGAUGGGCACCUUUCGCCUGACGAAUUUGUCCAAGCCCUUACCCUUCCCAGUGUGCAAGGGUUUUUGCAGUCAAUGGAGGUAAACAUUAGAGAUACCGGACCUCUUUUCGAGAUUUUGGAUGAUGGUGAUGGCCGCAUCACAAUCGCCGAGUUUUGCAAAGGGCUAAUGCAGCUCAAGGGGCAGGCCCGAGCUUUGGACAUCAUUGUGCUGCAGCAUGAGCUGGCCAAGCUCUUUCGCGAAUGUAAAGAAAUCCAUCAAGAUCUUCGACGGACUCUCACCCCUCUUUCUUCUCCGAAACGCACCUCCUAA